AUGUCCCGCGACGCUUUUGAAAAGGUUCCAGGUUGUAAUGGCAAUGGAGCAGCUGGCACUGAUUACUGUUUCGAUCCAUCCAAGACAGACGCACCAUCAGAGAAACCCACGCCUGCUCCAGUUACAGCAAAACCAACAUCACAGGGACUAGGAGAUCCAACCCACAAUUUCAUGAUGCGUCUGUAUUGGUCAAUUGACUACUUUUGGCAAGAGACUAAGAAGGAGGCUUGGUGGUGCAUGGAAUGCACGAAAUGUGACGAAUAUUCGUUGGGCGACGGACCGAAUCAUGGAUGCGUAACUCCUGGAAGUAGAAGUAGUUCCUGUGCACCUGGGCACUUGAUCUGGAUUAGAAAAUGCACAGAUACGCGAAGGAAGUUUGAAUGGAACAUUGUGAGCAAUCCAGGAUCUGGAGAUCAAAUUCGAGCAGACGGUACCAACUUGUGUUUUCAUACGGUUGACAAUCGAUACCUUGAGAUUCAACCAUGUGACAACACAAGAAGUGAGCAGCUGUUCAUGCCGAUCGCCGACUUGGACAGAUUCGAGCUGAGACCUUACUCUCAGCGAAGGUGGUCACGCAACGAUGCGAUUUGCCUGACUCAAAUGCAUCAUCCAAAGGAGAAAGAACUUAUUGGAAUGCAGCCCUGCCGCCGAGCCCUGGGUCACGAGACACUCUACUGGGAGGAAUUUCAUCGGUAG
Molecule: messenger RNA, 696 nt
Organism: Cylindrotheca closterium
Lineage: Eukaryota; Bacillariophyta; Bacillariophyceae; Bacillariales; Bacillariaceae
Source: the annotation of a GenBank genome assembly